Ochotona curzoniae (black-lipped pika) is the source of this 1418-nucleotide messenger RNA. RefSeq names its product coiled-coil domain containing 60 (gene CCDC60). The transcript has 12 exons. NCBI's taxonomy places the organism in Eukaryota, Metazoa, Chordata, Mammalia, Lagomorpha, Ochotonidae. The annotation marks the transcript as partial. The record is from RefSeq and is a predicted model, not a curated record.
AUGCGGAAACAGCCUCAGUGUCUCUACGACCUGAUGCAUGGAGAGACCAAAUGCAGUACGAGGGAGCAAGUGUACACGAGCGAGGGUCAUCCGGCCGCUGAAGAGAGGGGGAGCCCUUCACCCUUCUCCCCCUCACUCUCAUCUACCCAACAGGUCCCGGACAAGCCUAUGAAGAGCAUUAGGUACAUGGACAAGGAAAUAAGGAACCUCAAGAAAGACCUCCUGCGAAGCCGGUUACUGAUCCAGUCGGUGAAGAUAGGCCGCGGGUACUUCACCAUCCUGAGAGAGGAGACUGCCAUGAAGAAAAGGCAGCAGCAGCUGCAGAAGCUGCAAGAGGAAGAGAGAAAUAAGUUCCAGCCUGCCAUGAAGAUCUCAGAGGUCCUCUACGGAGACUCGCUGCUGGUAGCUCACGAAGACAAGUUUAAGAAGCUGGGGGCUGGAGCAGUACGCCGCCCCUUCACCCCUGUCCAUAGCUGUAUCAUCUCCUCCUGGCUCCCCGAGGCUCACGUGGAGCCCCUCUUCCGCCAACUCUGUGCCCUUCACUGGCUUCUGGAGGCCCUGACCAUCGACCACACCCACCACACCAUGAAGCCUGUGAUCACCUGCUGGAAUCUCAAGGACCCAGGUGGAAGCAAGAACACGGUAAAGAAAAUCAAUAAGGACAAGUACAUGGGACAGCGGUGGGAUCACUUCCUCACAGCACCCAAGACCAAGAAGUUCAAAAUCCCUACCAUGCGGACCACCAGUCGCAAGCCCAGCCGGCGAGGCUCCAUGCUGAGCCUGUCCAGGACCAGCGGCGGGUCCUCGCCCCAGAGCAGCAUGGUCUCCAUCAACCCCAGCUCCGACGAGCCGCAGAGCAUGGGCACUCAGGGCACCAACAGCAAGGAUAUCGAGGACAACGAGUCGUCUUCCACCAAGCCAGACGAGGAGGUUCUCCAUGUCAACCUGCAGAAGCUCCUGGAGAUGGUUCGAGAAAAUGCGCGAAGGACAGUCAUGAUGGAAGACGAGAUGCAGAAAGAGGCACCCAGCCUCCUGUCGGUGUUCAAAUCCAGCAAGAGUGACUCUGCCUUCAAGGACGGCCAGACCAUGCACAAGUCCAGCGAAAGAUCCAUCAGUACAAGUGCAGAGAGCCACACUGUGUUGGUCCAGAAGAAGUCUAAGAGCCGUACCACCCGUGACAUCAUCCAUGGCAAGACCGGGGUGUGCAGCAGCCUGCGGGCCAAGUUUUACAGUGUGGCCCAGGAAGCCGCCUUCUGCCUUCAGGACAAGAUGGAGGUCCUCCUGAAACGCCAAGAAGAACGAGGUCUCCAGAAGUUCCAUUCUUUCGUCCUCGUCUCAAACUUCCAGAAGGAUAUAGGAAAAAUGAGACAGCAAGUAGCAGUCAUCAAAGGGGACGCGGAGGAGAUCGCAGAUCACUG